Messenger RNA from Paramormyrops kingsleyae, 2314 nucleotides. The record is from RefSeq and is a predicted model, not a curated record. NCBI's taxonomy places the organism in Eukaryota, Metazoa, Chordata, Actinopteri, Osteoglossiformes, Mormyridae.
GGCUCCCGUCGUGACACUGAGCAGCGAGACGCCGCGCGCAGCUCCGCACACCCACCCACACCGGCAGCGUCAUGACGGUCGCUCGGCUUUAGCUCCACGGAGACAAUCGCCCUUUUCAUUUAGUGUCGAUCGAGAGGCAACAGUACGGGUUCAGCGCCGUCUUUGGUCGCUAUGUUCGUUAUCGCCAUAUCCCGAACGGCGUCUCUUGGACUUUCUCCUAAUUACACUAUAGCUUCGCCUGGAAGCCGGCGGGCGCCUGAGCCCAACUCCAGCUCUUAGACCCGAAACAUCAGAUCAGCCUGAACUAGGACACCGGCGACACAGGAGCGCUGCUGUGAUGCUGGACAUGAUGCCGGCGACGGCGUCGGGCUGUGUGAGCGAAGCGAGCCGCCAGGAACCGGGGGACGUGCACCGGGAGGCGGUGGCCGUGCCGAGCUCCGGCAGACUGGCGCGUCUGUGCAGCAGGGACGAGAAGGAGCGAGCGGCGGCGCUGGAGGCGCUGAGCCGUGGCGUGCUGUCCUCGGCGAGCCCCGGUGCGGACGGCGAGCCGGGGCUCCAGCGGGACACCCUGCUCCACCUCCUUCGGGUGUCCAGGACGUGCCCCUUGCUGGACAUCAGGGAGAGAGCGGCGGAGUUGCUGCGGAUGGCGCAGGCCCGUGGUGUUGAGGUGCCUCAGGCUCUGGUUACAGGACCCAGCGCCUUUAUCCCUGCUGAGGAGAUCCUGCAGGAACUUGGUGGGCUGCCAGACCUGGUGGAGGCCUUCCUGUCCACGGGGCGUGUUGACCACGUCACCAUGGUGAUGGCACUGCACCCCUCCUACCUGCGCUGCUUCCUGCGUACCCAGCAGGCUUUGCUGCAGCUGGACGGACCCCUGCCCUGCCACUGGAGGCACUACAUCGUCGUCAUGGCCUCGGCUCGCCACCGGUGCUCGUACCUGGUGCAGCUGCACAGUGACGCCUUCCUGCAGGCGGGGGGGGACGAGCGCUGGCUGCAGGGGCUGCACUGUGUGCCCACCAAGCUGCGGCACCUCAACCUGCUGAACAAGCUUCUGGCCCACAGGCCCUGGCUGCUGGCCCAGGAGCACAUCGCGGACUUGGUCUGUCCCACCAGUGAGCAGCGCUGGUCACUGGCAGAGCUCAUUCACGCAGUGGUCAUCCUGGUCCAUGCCCACUCGCUGUCCUCGUUCGUCUGGGGCUGUGGCAUCAACCCUGAGCUCGACCACGUUGGGGGACACACUUUCCGGCCGCCCUCCCCCUCUGCCCACGUCUCCCGCAGCCCUGCACACGAAGCUGCCACUGAGCACCAGGGGGGGACCAACGGCGAGCAUGAGGUGGAGCUGCUGAUGCAGAGAAUGCAGCUUCUACAGCGGCAGCAGGAGCAGGAGGAGUUCAGCCCGGAGGAGAUGGUGACUCGCUUCGAGAGAGAGCGGAGCGAGAGGCUGCUGGGUCAGCUGAGCGAUGUGCCGUGCGCCCUCCCGGACAGUGUGUCCCGUUUUGUGGAGGAUGCUGAAUUUGCCUACCAGGACUUUGCCCCCCGCGGGGAGCAGGCCCCGCCCACACUCCGAGCACAGGUUUUUUCGUGGGAGGAUCACGGCUUCUCGCUGAUGAACCGGCUGUACCCGGACAUGGGCCAGUUGCUGGAUGAGAAGUUCCAGGUGGUGUCCAGCCUGACCUAUCGCACCAUGGCCAUGCACUGCGACGUGGACACUUCCAUGCUCCGCAAGGCCGUCUGCAACUACAUCCAGUGCGUCUUCGGCAUCCGGUGGGUCCCUGCUCCGUGACACAUCCCGUCUGACUGCGGGUUUAACGAUGAUGUCAUACUUUAUAAUCCAUCACUAUUAAUGUCAAUGAUUCAUUUAACAUUAAUUCUUUAGCUCGUUACACUGCACCUAUAUUGACUGGUUAGGAUUCCACCCAACACCCAGCUGAAUAUUCUAUGGACUUUUACUGAAUCCUCCCUCUGUGUCACCAUAUCUGUUCUUAGAUCAGCUGCCCUGCUCACGAUUAUGCAGAUUGAUCAUGGGAUUUUUAAUUAAAGCCACAAACACACCCAGUGUUUGUGACAGGGGGUCUGUAAGGCGUAAGAUCUGAGACGCUUCUAGAAGGUUCUUUCGAGAGCACUGUCAGCCCAGCUGGCUCGUCGCCGACGCUGUCAUCCUGUGCCGCUGUGCAGGUACGAUGACUAUGACUACGGUGACGUCAACCAGCUACUGGAGCUCCAGCUGAAGAUCUACAUCAAAACGGUGGCCUGUCACCCGGAGGAGACCUCGGCCCGCAUGUACGCUGCCUUCUGGAGGUUCUUCCAGCACUCGGAG